GGCUGACGGCGAGGGAGGAGCCGGGUCCACUGCCGGGUGGAGGGGCAAGGCGAGUGUCCUUAUCCUAGCAAUUGGUGCUCGGGCCUGUGAGCUAGUUGGAGUCGCGGCGGCGGGAACGACUGGGCCGAGCGAAGGAAGACAUGUUGCUUUUCGUGGAGCAGGUAACAUCUAAAGGAACUGGUUUAAAUCCUAAUGCCAAAGUAUGGCAAGAAAUUCCUCCUGGAAGUACUGAUGCCACCCCAGUAACUCAUGGAACUGACAGCUCUUGGAAUGAAACAGCAGCCACAUCCGGGUCUCAUCCUGAGGGUAAUACAGAGCCGUCAGAAGAUAUGUGUAAGGAGUAUGAAGUAAUGUAUUCUUCAUCUUGUGAGACCACAAGAAAUACUACAGGCAUUGAAGAAUCAACUGAUGGAAUGAUUUUAGGACCAGAAGAUCUGAGUUACCAAAUAUAUGAUGUUUCUGGAGAAAGCAAUUCACCAAUUUCUACAGAAGACCUAAAAGAAUGUCUGAAGAAACAAUUAGAAUUUUGUUUCUCACGAGAAAAUUUGUCAAAGGAUCUUUACUUGAUAUCUCAAAUGGAUAGUGAUCAGUUCGUCCCAAUUUGGACAGUUGCCAACAUGGAAGAAAUAAAAAAGCUGACCACAGACCCUGAUCUAAUUCUUGAAGUGUUGAGAUCCUCUCCCAUGGUACAAGUUGAUGAGAAGGGUGAGAAAGUGAGACCAAGUCAUAAGCGUUGUAUUGUGAUUCUUAGAGAGAUUCCUGAAACAACACCAAUAGAGGAAGUGAAAGCUUUGUUCAAAAAUGAAAACUGCCCCAAAGUGAUAAGCUGUGAGUUUGCACACAAUAGCAACUGGUAUAUCACUUUCCAGUCAGACACAGAUGCACAGCAGGCUUUUAAAUAUUUAAGAGAAGAAGUUAAAACAUUUCAGGGCAAGCCAAUCAUGGCAAGGAUCAAAGCCAUCAAUACAUUUUUUGCUAAGAAUGGUUAUCGAUUAAUGGAUUCUAGUAUGUAUAGUCAGCCCAUUCAUACACAAGCACAGUAUGCCUCACCAGUCUUUAUGCAGCCUGUAUAUAAUCCGCAUCAGCAGUACUCAGUCUAUAGUAUUGUGCCUCAGUCUUGGUCUCCAAAUCCUGCACCUUACUUUGAAACACCACUGGCUCCCUUUCCCAAUGGUAGUUUUAUGAAUGGCUUUAAUUCACCAGGAUCUUAUAAAACAAAUGCUGCUGCUAUGAAUAUGGGUCGACCAUUCCAAAAAAAUCGUGUGAAGCCUCAUUUUAGGUUAUCCAGUGGUUCAGAACACUCAACAGAGAGCUCUGUGUCGUUGGGCGAUGGACAGUUGAACAGAUCGAGUUCAAGGAACUUUCCAACUGAACGGCAUAACCCUACAGUACCAGGGCAUCAGGAGCAAACUUACGUUACAAAGGAGACUCCCACUUUGCAGAUGGAACAGAAUGGGGACUAUGGUAGGGGGAGGAGAACUCUUUUCAGAGGUCGAAGACGACGAGAAGAUGACAGGAUCCCAAGACCCCAUCCUUCAACAGCUGAAGCAAAGGCUCCAACACCAAAGUUUGACUUACUAGCCUCAAAUUUUCCUCCUUUACCUGGAAGUUCAUCAAGAAUGCCAGGUGAACUUGUUUUGGAGAAUAGGAUGUCCGAUGUUGUUAAAGGUGUCUACAAAGAAAAGGAUAGUGAAGAGCUGAGAGUUAGUUGCCCAGUGCCUGCAGAAGAUGAGCAGACAGACUACACUUCUGCCCAGCAGCUCAGUACAAAUACCAGUCCUCCAUGUGCAGCUGAGCUUCCUGCAUUAAGCACAACUCAGCAAGAAAAGGAUUUAAUAGAGGAUUCUACUGUUCAGAAGGAUGUUCUCAACCAGAUAACUGUACCAGUUUCUUCCCCAACUACUGCAAAGCCAGCAAGGGCAAAUACUGCUUCACCAUGUAAUAGUAACAUAAAUGCAGCUGUAGCUGUGGUCCUACAGGAACCCAGAAAAUUAAGUUACGCUGAAGUGUGCCAGAAGCCCCCUAAAGAGCCAUCUUCAGUUCUUGUACAGCCACUACGGGAACUUCGCUCCAAUGUAGUGUCUCCUACCAAAAAUGAAGAGAAUACAGCUCCUGAGAAGUCUGUUGAGAAACCACAUGAGAAGCCAGAAGCAAGGGCUAGUAAGGAUUAUUCUGGCUUCCGAGGCAAUACCAUUCCCAGGGGAGCAGCUGGAAAAAUCAGGGAACAGAGACGCCAGUUCAGCCAUAGGGCUAUACCUCAGGGAGUGACUCGACGUAAUGGCAAAGAGCAAUAUGUGCCACCCAGAUCACCAAAGUAAAAAAAAAACACAAAAACAAAAAAACAAAAACUAUUCACACACUUCUCUCUCUUCCCAUUAAACUUGAGCCGUGGCUAUAUUGAACUGUUUUGGAAGGGAGUGGGUAGCCAGGAAGGAAGCAGGAAAAAGUAUGUCCUUAAAUCAUUAUGGAUUUUGGAGUUGUGAACAGUAGGAUCCCAAAAUUCAUCUCUAAUGUGAUUUUUAAAUGCUGGAGGAUUCCAAUCAGUAUAUAUAUAUAUGUGUGUGUGUGUGUGUGUAUAUAC
This is a messenger RNA of Lemur catta (Ring-tailed lemur), 2581 nucleotides long. RefSeq names its product La ribonucleoprotein 4 (gene LARP4). Gene Ontology annotation, cellular component: cytosol; cytoplasmic stress granule. The transcript has 16 exons. Gene Ontology annotation, biological process: positive regulation of translation. NCBI's taxonomy places the organism in Eukaryota, Metazoa, Chordata, Mammalia, Primates, Lemuridae. The coding region runs from base 141 to 2318 and encodes 725 amino acids. Gene Ontology annotation, molecular function: mRNA 3'-UTR binding. The record is from RefSeq and is a predicted model, not a curated record.